Culicoides brevitarsis is the source of this 1922-nucleotide messenger RNA. Its product is annotated as beta-catenin-like protein 1. The coding region runs from base 108 to 1841 and encodes 577 amino acids. NCBI's taxonomy places the organism in Eukaryota, Metazoa, Arthropoda, Insecta, Diptera, Ceratopogonidae. The record is from RefSeq and is a predicted model, not a curated record. Gene Ontology annotation, cellular component: spliceosomal complex. The transcript has 2 exons.
UCAAAACAAACAUCAAACGAUUUCCGACUUUUCCAGAAAGUUUUUAACAAAAAAUCAACCAAAAACCAUUCGAAAUACAUUCAAAACGCUUCUCGGAGUGAAACAUCAUGGAUAUCGGUGAACUUUUGUCUUUCAAGCCUGAACAAACUCCGAAACGUUCGAAUGACGACGAUUACGGCGAAGAAGAGUCUCCGGCACCAAGUAAACGUUCUCGUAAGUCCGGAAGCAAAGGAGCUUUUCCAAUUCCAGAUUUGCCCGAACAUUCGUCUCGACAACCUUCGAAGCCCGCAACUCCAAGAGAUUAUGUCGCAGAGUUGAAUGCCGCAGCAACAAAUGUAAUUUCCGACAAAGAACGUCUCGAAAUUUUACGUUACGUCGACGAAGAGGAGGCUACAGGCGAUGUUUUGGAUGAACCGGGAUUAAAAAAGUUGUUGUUGCUGUUGGAAAAGAGAAUUUUGAAGAAUCAAGAGAUGCGAAUUAAAAAUCCGGAUCAACCAGAUAAAUUUAUGGAAUCUGAGCUCGAUUUACAUGAUAUUUUGCAACAAUUGACUGUUGUUUCGACUGUUCCUGAUCUCUAUCCGCUUCUCGUAGAACUUCACGGAGUCUCAAGUCUCUUGGAAUUGCUGAAUCACCCGAAUUCCGAUAUUUCUGUCGGAGUUGUCGACUUGAUACAAGAAAUGACAGACAUUGAUAUCUUGCAUGAGAGUGCUGAAGGAUCCGAAACACUCAUUGAAGCAUUAAGAGGACAACAAAUCUCGUCUUUGUUAACGUCAAAUUUGGAUCGUCUCGAUGAAAGUGUCAAAGAGGAAGCUGAUGGCGUUCACAAUACCCUUGCGAUUUUCGAAAAUUUGUUAGAAAUGAAGCCCGAAAUGUGCAUUGAAGCCGCUGAACAAGGAUUAAUGCAAUGGAUAUUGAAAAGGAUCAAAGUGAAAUCUCCUUUUGACCCUAACAAGUUGUAUUGCAGCGAAAUUUUGUCAAUUUUGAUUCAAGACACGAACGAAAAUCGCAUUUUAUUGGGAAAUUUGGAUGGAAUUGAUGUUUUGCUCCAACAAUUAGCGACAUACAAACGACACGAUCCAAACUCGACUGAAGAACAAGAAUACAUGGAAAACUUGUUCAACUGUUUAUGUUCGUCUCUCAUGCUGAAAGAGAAUCGCGAUAAAUUUCUCAAGGGCGAAGGAUUGCAAUUGAUGAAUUUAAUGCUGCGCGAAAAGAAACUCUCCCGAAACGGAGCUCUAAAAGUACUCGAUUACGCAUUAUCGGGCGUCGAUGGCAGAGAUAAUUGCAACAAAUUUGUCGAUAUUCUCGGUUUAAGGACAAUUUUUCCUCUUUUCAUGAAAACGCCAAAAAAUAAAAAACGCGUAAUGACAACAGACGAACACGAGGAACACGUUUGCUCCAUUAUCAGUAGCAUGUUGAAGAAUUGCAAAGCUGCUCAACGUCAACGACUUUUAGCGAAAUUCACGGAAAACGAAUUCGAGAAAGUCGAUCGCUUGUUAGAACUUCACAUGAAAUAUUUGGAAAAAGUAGAACAGGUCGACAGAGAAUUAGAUCAAGAGCAAAAUGACGAAGAAGAAGAAGACGACGAAGCAAUUUACUUGAAACGAUUGUCAGGAGGACUGUUUACGCUGCAAUUAAUCGAUUACAUUAUUGUAGAGAUCUGUGCGACGGGAGAUGCCAUCAAACAACGUGUCGUGAAAAUUUUGAACUUGAGAAAUGCGAGUAUGAAGACGAUUCGAACGAUAAUGCGAGAAUACGCGGGAAAUUUGGGCGACGCAGGAGAACAAGACUCGCGGAAACAAGAACAAGAUCAUAUUUUACAAUUAGUUGAUAGAUUCUAAACUUUUAGCUUAUAAUGUAUUAACUUGAAAUUUGAACCGAAAAUAAAUUUAAGAUUUUAAUGAAUAAAAAAUAAGUUUUAA